AUGAGCUGGACCUUCCUCCUGUCGGCGCUUAGUGUAGUCGUGCUGAGCGCAGCGUGGAUGCGCCACUGGGCGCCGACGCCGUCGGUGGACCCGUCGACGACCGCGUGCUUUUCCAACGACUAUUACGAGGCGCGCGCGCUCUUCCGGGCCCGCGCGAGAGCGGCCCACGCCGAGCUCCACGCGCUGCCGCUGCCAGGCGCGAAUGAAGGACUUACGAUCGACGUGGCUGUCUUGCGGGGCUCGGACCCGACCGCGCUGCUUGUGCACCUCUCUGGCACGCACGGCGUCGAGGGCUUCGCCGGCAGCGCGAUCCAGGCCAAGCUGCUGGCCGACGCGUCGUCGCUGACUUCGGGCCCGACCGUCGUCUUUGUUCACGCGGUGAAUCCGUUUGGUUUCGCCAAGCUCCGGCGCGUGAACGAGGCCAACGUCGACCUGAACCGCAACUACUUGACGCCCGAGGCGUUUGCGGCCAAGCGCGCAAGCGACCCGAACGCCGCUGGCUACACGUCGCUGUCGCCGGCGCUCAACCCGCACCACGCGGCGCACUGGGCCGACGCGUCGUUUCUGCCAGCGCUGCUGAGACACGCGCUGCACAAUGGCUCUGAGAGCGUCAAGCGAGCGAUCGUGUCGGGCACGUACCACGAGCCGCAGGGCAUCUUUUUUGGCGGCUACGAGCUCGAGGCCAGCCACCGCCUCUUGACGGCCUUUUUCCAGUCGCAGUUUUCCAAUAGCCACGUGAACCGGAUCGCAAUGCUGGACGUGCACACGGGCCUCGGGCCGCGCGGGUACGACACGGUGCAAGUGACGUCGCCGAGCAUGCCGGUGACGGAGACGGUGCUCCGGACGCUCUUUCCGGACCAUGACGCGAUCAGCGACUCGAACGCGGACGCGACGGCGCUCUCGGGCUACGACGACGCUGGCGGCUUCGCGGUCGACGGGUACCUCUCUCUUUUUCCGGAGACGCCGGUGCGCCUCGGCGUGACGCAGGAAUUCGGCACCAAAAACAUGAUCGACGUCCUCGUGAGCCUGCGCCAGGAGAACGCGGCGACGCACCAUGCGCCCGAGACGCGCCUCGAAGCCGCCAACGCCCUUCGCGACGCCUUUUAUGUGCACUGGGACGGCGCGUGGAAGAAGGCCGUCCUGCAUCGCGGCGUGACGCUCUUCCACCAACUUCGCACCAAGCUUAGCGAUGUCUAGUCUAUCAGUGGCGUGGUAACAGACAAC
Saprolegnia parasitica CBS 223.65 is the source of this 1224-nucleotide messenger RNA. RefSeq lists its product as hypothetical. The coding region runs from base 1 to 1197 and encodes 398 amino acids. NCBI's taxonomy places the organism in Eukaryota, Oomycota, Saprolegniomycetes, Saprolegniales, Saprolegniaceae. The record is from RefSeq and is a predicted model, not a curated record. The transcript has 3 exons.